This is a messenger RNA of Prorocentrum cordatum, 264 nucleotides long. The record is from the annotation of a GenBank genome assembly. NCBI's taxonomy places the organism in Eukaryota, Dinophyceae, Prorocentrales, Prorocentraceae.
UCCAUCAUCGACAAUGUGCAGGCUAAGUCGGGCAUCCUUCAGACGUUCUUCGUGUUCUAUCGCGAGGACGAGACUCCUCUCAAGAUGACCGUCUCGGACACAGACUCCUUGUAUGGCCUACCAGCAGCAAUUGUCGAUAAGGUUUGGUACCACUUCCAGGACGUCGCCGAUGCGACCUCGGGCGUUGCCAAAAUAUUGCAAAGCGAGAUCAUCGUUGCUGUCACUGUGAUGGUGUCGAACUCGAUGAAGAUAUUCAGUUGGAAA